UCCACAACAUGAUAGAAUGACAAAGACAGUAUUGCUCUGUUUCAACCAAAUCAUUGAAACAACCUUCUUCUUUUUCUUCAUCUUCUUCUAAGAUCCAACAAUGGCGAGAAAAGCCGUAUUGAUCGGAAUCAACUACCCAGGAACAAAAGCAGAGCUACGAGGAUGCGUAAACGACGUAUGGAGGAUGCACAAAUGCUUGAUCGAACGUUACGGUUUUUCGGAAGAUGACAUCACUAUUUUGAUCGACACGGAUUCGUCGUACACGGAGCCGACAGGAAAGAACAUAAGACGUGUUCUGUCGGAGCUGGUGAGAUCGUCGGAGGAUGGUGAUGUUCUGUUUGUUCAUUAUAGUGGACAUGGUACUCGUCUUCCUGCUGAAACUGGAGAGGAUGAUGAUACUGGUUUUGAUGAAUGUAUUGUUCCUUCUGAUAUGAAUCUCAUCACUGAUGAUGAUUUCAAGGAAUUUGUGGAUGGGGUUCCUAGAGGAUGUAGGCUGACCAUUGUAUCUGAUUCAUGCCAUAGUGGUGGUUUGAUUGAAGAAGCUAAGGAGCAGAUAGGAGAGAGCACAAAGGGAGAAGAGGAACAUUCUGGAUCCGGCUUUGGAUUGUCAGGCUUUCUGCAUAGGAAAGUUGAGGAUGCCAUUGAGUCCAGGGGAUUUCAUGUCCCUUCAGGAUUGCGCAGUCAUACUCGCAGGGAUGAAGAAACAAAUGAAGAUAGGGAUAUUGAACUCCCCCAUGGAGUGAAGAAUAGGUCUCUGCCACUUUCAACCCUCAUUGAUAUACUUAAGCAGAAAACUGGGAAAGAAGAUAUAGAUGUUGGUCAACUGAGGCCUACACUUUUUGAUGUUUUUGGGGAAGAUGCUAGUCCUAAAGUGAAGAAGUUUAUGAAGGUCAUCUUGAACAAGCUCCAACAUGGAGGUGGUGAAGGUGGACAAGGUGGGAUACUCGGAAUGGUGGGUAGUCUUGCCCAAGAAUUUCUUAAGCAAAAGCUGAAUGAUAAUGAUGAGGGAUAUGCAAAGCCUGCCAUGGAGACAGAAGUGGGAAGUAAGCAUGAAGUAUAUGCUGGAUCGUCAAAGCGUGGUCUUCCAAGCGGUGGGAUUCUGAUGAGCGGCUGUCAGACAGACCAGACUUCAGCAGAUGCUUGUCCUUCCGGAAAUGCAGCUAAUGCAUAUGGAGCUUUCAGCAAUGCAAUCCAGGCUAUAAUUGAGGAGACUGAUGGUGCAAUUACAUACUCAGAACUUAUUCUCAAGGCUAGAGAGAAGCUACAGAAAGAUGGUUUCACUCAAAAGCCAGGACUCUAUUGCAGCGAUCACCAUGUUGAUGAUCCUUUCCUGUGCUGAUAUGUUUUCAUCUCAUGCAGACAGAAUAAUGUGUGUUUCUAUUUUGCUGCUGCAAAAUUUGCAUUGCUUUUAUAUUAUUAUUUUUUUUAACAAACUUGGCGAAGGUGAUGCAGUUGAACAAUUUCCAUUGGUGUGUUUCUCCAUGGUACAGUCGUAUGUUAAUGUGUGUUUGGACAAUGAAUUUUGCUCCAAAUGAAUAUUUAUUUUUAUUAUAAAAAAAUGAGAAUAUUUUCUUCCACUAUCA
Molecule: messenger RNA, 1583 nt
Organism: Medicago truncatula (barrel medic)
Lineage: Eukaryota; Viridiplantae; Streptophyta; Magnoliopsida; Fabales; Fabaceae
Product: metacaspase-5
Exons: 2
Coding region: 101-1339 (412 amino acids)
Biological process (GO): proteolysis
Cellular component (GO): cytoplasm
Molecular function (GO): cysteine-type endopeptidase activity
Source: RefSeq, a predicted model, not a curated record